AUGGCCACACCUAUGGAAGUAGACAAACAAAAAAAAAGCAGCGACUCUUCGGGUAUACAGGCUAAACCCAGAAUACAUUUUGGUAGUCUGGAAGAAACGGAGAGACAAAGGAAAAAAAGUCUAACCGCUGAAGAAUCGAGUGGUGUCUCGCUUGAAGAUCUGACUGAAAAUACAGAAUACGAGCUUUCCGAAUCAUCAAAGAAAGUCCGAGAUGAUCAUCAAGCCAUUUUGGAUGAAUUUGAACGUAAAAAACGCGCAAGAACGUUAGCCGUGCCAACUGACGAUGGUCGUGUACGAACUCGAUUAAAAGAGCUCGGUGAACCGCAGUGUCUAUUUGGUGAAGGGCCGGGCGAUAGAAGGGAUCGUCUCAGAUACUUGCUUUCUAAGUUGGAAGGAACUGAAGUAAUUCAAGACGAUGAAAGCAGUCCAUCAGAAUCGGAGGAGGAGAAAGAGGAAGAAUUCUAUACACUUGGAACGCAAGAGUUGUUGGAGGCUCGACGGUGGAUUGCUAGAUAUUCGCUCCCUAGAGCACGCGAUAGGUUGAGAGAUCAGAGAAUCGAUUAUGAAGUACCAUUACCACAAUUAAAGUCGUCUUACACAAAUUUCAGUUCUCAGAUCGGUGAUGAUCGACCGACUUCACAAUGUGUCUUCUCGCCCAAUAACCAAAUUGUAGCAACUGGAUCAUGGUCCGGAUUAUGUCGAUUAUGGAAAGUCCCCAGUUGUGAGGGUAUUAUCAGUUUUCGGGGCCAUACUGACAGAGUAGGAGGAAUUGCAUGGAAUCCAGAGAGUACGCUCUCUUUGAGUCCAAGCGUUGUGAAUUUGGCAUCGGGUGGUGCUGAUGGCUUUAUCUAUCUCUGGAGUUUGGAUAAAGACACGCCAAUUGAUGCUCUACAAGGACAUAUGGCUAGAAUUGCGAAAAUUGAUUUUCAUCCAAGCGGAAGAUUUAUUGGUUCUGCUAGUUUUGAUGCCACGUGGCGAUUAUGGGAUGUUGAAACAACAGCUGAACUGCUACUUCAAGAGGGACAUUCGAGAGAAAUAUAUGCAAUAAAGUUUCAAAAUGAUGGGGCUUUGGUCGCUACUGGGGGUCUGGAUGCAAUAGGACGCGUUUGGGAUCUUCGUACAGGGAGAUCAACAAUGGUACUGGAAGGGCAUGUAAAAGAUAUUCUAGGGGUUGAUUUCUCACCAAAUGGCUAUCAAGUAGCAACAGGAAGUGCUGACAAUUCGGUCAGAAUUUGGGAUAUCCGCACUCUACGCUGCGUAUACGUUAUUCCUGCCCACAAAUCCCUUUGCUCCGAUGUUAAGUUUUUCCAUGCAUCUUCUCUGUCCCAAUCUCUUCAAUAUACUCCAUCAUCAAAUAAUAACGGAGCGAGGCCUACAUUAUCGGGAUUAUAUUUGGUCACUGGUGGAUACGAUGGAUUGGUUAAUAUCUGGUCGGCUGAUGAUUGGCAAUUGUUAAAGAGUUUGGCUGGACAUGAUGGAAAAGUUAUGGCUGUCGAUAUUUCUGGAGGUAUGAGUUUGAUGAUGGUGCGAUAUUGGAUGAUGUUUGGAUGA
Messenger RNA from Paraglomus brasilianum, 1551 nucleotides. Lineage: Eukaryota; Fungi; Glomeromycota; Glomeromycetes; Paraglomerales; Paraglomeraceae. The record is from the annotation of a GenBank genome assembly.